UAUAUCAUUACUGCGAACAAGAGUUAUACGCAUAAGCUCAAAUUUUAACGUUAGAUUAGUAACGUUACAAUUUAAUAAAAAGUUUAGUGUAUUUCUUCGGGUUUAAGCCGUACUCAAUAAAUUCGGAUAGUAAUAAUUAUUGUUAAAAUAUUAAACGUUUUAGGAGAAGCAUAAAAGAAGUUUUAAAUAAUGUCAUCAGAAGAGUAUUCUGAAUCUCCAAUCAAAGUAGAGAAAUGUGAAGAGAACGAGAAGAAAGAGGAAUUAAGAAAAGCAGAGCUGGAGGAGGAGGCAAAGCUCCGAGCUAAGUAUCCACAGGCAAUGCGGCCAGGUGGUUCAGCAUUCUUGCAGAAAAGACUUCAUAAAGGACAGAAGUAUUUUGACUCUGGAGACUAUAAUAUGGCUAAAGCAAAGAGUCAGAAGGCUCGUGUUCCAGCAGCACCAAUUGUUAGGGAGUCAACAGGUGAUGCUAUACCAACUCCAGAUGUUCUUCCCACUCGAAAAACUUCUUUGGUUCAGAGCAAAUUGGCAACAGAACUUUCUUAAAUUUAAAAUCCUUCUGGGGAUAACUUUUAAGUGCCCCAGAUUGUCUGGAUUAUGAGGAGGAGUUUGUAGGAGAUUGAAGAUUGCUUCUGUCAUGAAAGAGUAAAAACUCAAUAAUGUGAAGCAGAUUGUAACUCCCCCUUUGUACUUGUCUGUACAUAUGAAUUGAUUGUACUUGCUGGCUUUUCUUAAUCCUGGACAUGUGAAAAACAAGAAUUACACUCUGUGUAACCUGUUCUGCUUGUGUUACUGGUCUUACAAUUGUACUUCCAGUAUCCUGAUCUAGUUUUAGCUUUAAGUAUCUAAACAUCUCAGAAAGAAAACACUAUAUUAAAACAUAAACUUUAAUUUCUGUUUUUCUUUUCCUGUAGCAAGAAUUUUUAUUUCUUAUCUUAGACCAACAAAUGUAUAUUGACUUUUGCUUUGAACAUUUGAUUCUUAAUCAUUACUGUUGUGUUUAGAACUUAGCUGUGGUUUUUACAUGUAUUCUACAUUAUCCAGUAGGUUUGUGUUGUGAGUUAAUUUGAGGAUUUUUUCUGUCUGUAAUAGCCUCUUGUAAGUUGAAUACCAAAAUUUUCUAAUGGUGGAUGACAUUUAUAUGAAGUAAUUGUGUAAAGGGUGUAAGCUGUUUAUGUGCUGUAGAAAUUGUGGAUUUUAGGUGAAAAAUUAAAUAAAAUUCUAUAGUCUACACU
This is a messenger RNA of Limulus polyphemus (Atlantic horseshoe crab), 1232 nucleotides long. It is a transcript of the gene endos, whose product is annotated as cAMP-regulated phosphoprotein 19-like. Bases 190 to 543 code for a protein of 117 amino acids. Gene Ontology annotation, cellular component: cytoplasm. The transcript has 3 exons. The record is from RefSeq and is a predicted model, not a curated record. Gene Ontology annotation, molecular function: protein phosphatase inhibitor activity. Lineage: Eukaryota; Metazoa; Arthropoda; Merostomata; Xiphosura; Limulidae.